AUUGAAGAGAUAAAUUGCUAAUACUCUAUUGAUGUGUGAGGAAAUGUUUAACAUUUUUCUAUUUCUUGCAACAAAAAAAGAAAUACAGAAAAAGAAACUCUUGGUAUAUGUGGGCAAUUUUUGUUCUUAAUCUUGAGCAUCAAAACCUCAAUCUGUUCUUUGUGCUAAAGGGUUUUAGUUUCAUUUUCUUCAUUUGAAUAUGUAUUUGACCCUUUCUCAUCUCCAUUUCCUGAUCCAAACAUUCAUGUAGGUGCCGUAGAAAGAAACGCUUUAGAAUUUAGAUUCCCAAGAUUUCAGAAAAACCCCAUUAUGGUUGUGUCAUUCAAAUUGUCGAAGACAGGUACCAGGUUCCGCCCCAACUCUUCUCUUCAAUCCGAGACCAACGUUGGUGUCGAAGAUGUGCCCGAGAAUUCUAGAGAUAGCUCACGAAUUCUACACAGGGACGACCCAAUUGCUCGGAAAAUCGAGGGUGCUGCUGUUGAGGGAGGUGAGAAAGUUGCACGGGUGUCUGGGUCAUCCGUGUCUUCUGAAGAGCAACUUGGAGUUAAAGAUAGAGAAGUGUCCUUUACUUUGAACCUCUUUUUAGAUGGAUAUUCUAUUGGGAAACCCUCGGAGAAUGAGUCUACGAGUCAAUUAGCUCUCCAAGAUGCGCAGAAGCUGUUACAUCCAUAUGAUAGGACAUCCGAAACUCUCUUCUCAGCAAUUGAAUCUGGUCAGUUGCCGGGAGAUAUUCUGGACGAUAUACCUUGCAAGUAUGUUGAUGGAACACUCGUUUGUGAGGUACGAGAUUACCGUAAAUGUGCUCCGGAACCAGCAGGAUCUGGUUCUGUGCUAACUGAUGGAUGCCCUGUCGUGAGUAAAGUAUGCCUUAAAAUGUCAUUAGAGAAUGUUGUGAAGGAUAUUCCAUUGAUCUCAGAUAAUUCUUGGACUUAUGGUGAUCUGAUGGAGGUGGAGUCUCGUAUAUUAAAAGCUCUGCAACCUCAACUUCAUUUAGAUCCCACUCCAAAGUUGGAUAGGCUUUGUAAGAAUCCAGUUCCAACAAAGCUUAAUUUGGCUAUCUGUAGUUUGCGAAGAAAGAGAUUAAGACAGAUGCCAGAAGUUACUGUCACAUCUAACAGCAAAACACAUGGAAAGAAAAUAUGCAUUGAUAGAGUUCCAGAGAGUUCUAACUGCAGACUGGGAGAUUCAGGCAGUUUAGUUACCGAGAAUGUUCAUGAAAAUCUGAGUAGCAACAUGUUGGCCAUUAGAGGCAAUAACUUUGUGUCUGAUGCUUCUGUAACAACGCCACAUUUGGUAUCUAAUCAAAUGGGCUAUCAAAUGGGGGUUGGUACCCAAAGAAGUACCCAGGAUCAUGGAUCAGGAUUUGUUGUAAAUUCAUCUGGGGCAUCUCCUGUUGGGCAGGAUGUAAUGAUUACAUAUGGUGAUAAUGUGAACUCUAGCACCUCUCUUCACAGAAAGAGGGAGAAUCAGGAUGGACAGUUGUCUCCCUUAGCCAAUAUUAAUAAAAGAGGAAGGCCUAUGCCUGUAGGUCUUGAGGGAUUGCAACAACAACAACAGCAAGCUGGGCCACACAUGGACAACUGGAAGAAUGCAUUGUUGCAGCAGCAAGCUACAGGCAGAGGAAUGCAGUAUGCAAAUACUGGCAAUCAGAAGUUUUCCCAGCAGGUGUUUGAAGGGGUUUUAAAUCAGGAUGUGGCGGCACCAUUUUCUGCAGGACAGCAGGGCAUGAGAUUCACUGCUAAGGAAGAGCAGUUUGAGACAGCUAAGCUGGAUGGAUCAGAGCUCAAUGGAGGUAGAAAUGAUACACAGAUGGUGGAAAACGAAAUGAGCCAUCUUGAUCCACAGCAAUCAAGGAACCAAGCAAGAUUACUGCAGAAUAGUUUCAUGAGAUCAAAUUUUCCUCAAACAUCAUGGAAUAAUCUUGGUCAGCACACUGAGAAAGAUGGCAGAAAGGAGGAACAGUUCCAGAAAAGAAAAUCAGCUCAAAGCCCCCGGUUAUCUGCAGGAACUUUGGCGCAAUCUCCAUUAUCGUCAAAAUCAGGUGAGCUUUCUAGUGGUUCUGGACCCCAGUUUGCAACAGCUCCAACAACUACUACUGCAUCCCAGAAGGAGAAGUCAGCAAUAUCCACGAUGCAUGCAGUUGGCGGAACACAAUCUUUAACUUCCAGUGCAAAUGAUUCCCUGCAAAGGCAACACCAAGCCCAACUUGCUGCUAAACGGAGAUCAAAUUCCCUUCCCAAGACCCCUGCAAUGAGCGGGGUUGCUUCCCCUGCCAGUGUUAGUAAUAUGAGUAUGCCACUAAAUGCUAGUAGUCCUUCAACCCAGCAUUAUGUUGACAAAGAAAUGCUUGAGAGAUUCUCUAAUAUUGAUAUGGUGACCAAGAGACAUAAACUCAAUUACAAAGAGAAUAAGGUUGAUGACUACUCUAGAAGAAAGCCUAAUGGAUUUCCAACUCAAAAGCUUAUGGUUUGUCUCUCCAAUCCUUCAAACAAUGAGGAUUUCAAAGACGAUACUGAAAAAUCUUUAUCGAAGUCACUUGUAGGGGGCAACAUGAAUAUUUGUAAGACUAGAGUUAUAGCCUUUGGGCCUUCUGAGCGUAUGGUUCAGCAAGGAACAUCUUAUGGUCUUAGGUCCAUAUCUAGGAUGAUCAUGUCAGAGAAGCCAAAUGAUGGAACUGUUGCAAUGUUCUAUGGAGAUUUAGAUUUAGAGGAGAGUGAUUUCAAUAAUGUUGAGCACGGUCUUCCCACUCUGCCAAAUACUCAUUAUGCAGAUUUGCUGGCAAAACAGUUCUGUAAGCUGAUGGAACGUGAAGGAUAUAAAUGGGAGCAACGUGUGCAACCUAAAGCUCACAUGACUGUUGCCCCGGGCAAUCCAUCAAAUACUACUGGGAUGCCUCCUAAUUCUGCAGGUGAGAUGCAACAAUAUGCAGAAGCAGUUCCUGGCCAGCUAUCCAAUGAGGCUGUGAAGCAAAGCAAUAAUCUUCAUACAUCCCAGAAUCUUCUAGCAAACUCAAGGAUGCUUCCCCCUGGAACCACUCAGGCCUUACAGAUGUCUCAAGGGCUUCUACCUGGGAAUUCAAUUCCCCCAAGGCCACAACUGUUAGACUCUCAGCCAUCACUUCCCCAGCAACAGCAGCAACAGCCAAACCAAUUGAUUCAACAACAGCAGCAACAGUUCCAGAGAUCUAUGAUGCUUCAAACAAAUCCUCUUUCAAACUUGAAUGCUAUUGGGCAGAAUUCGAGUAUGCAGUUGGGAAAUCACAUUGGGAACAAGUCUUCUGCUCUCAAUCUUCAGUUGUUACAACAGCAGCAACAGCAACAGCAGCAGCAGCAGCAGACAUCUCAAAUGCAGAGAAAAAUGAUGAUGGGUCUUGGAAAUGUGGGCAAUAAUAUUUCAGGUCUUAGCAACGCCAUGGGAAUGGGAACUGUAAGGGCAACUGCAAUUUCAGCACCCAUGACAUCUUUAUCUGCAAUAGGACACGUGGGGCAGAACCCAAUGAAUUUAAGCCAGUCUUCCAAUAUGGGUAGUACAAUAAACCAUAUUCGAUCUGGACCAUUACCACAAGCUGCUUUAAUGGCAUCAAAAUAUAGGAUGGCCCAAAACAGACAAACAAUCCUAGGUCCUCAGUCAGGCAUAACUGGGAUGGCAGGGGCCAGACAGAUGCUUCCAGGAUCUGCUAGUCUUUCAAUGAUUGGUCAGACUUUGAGCCGAGCUAACUUGAACCCAAAUCCAAUGCAACGAACACAAAUGGGGUCUAUGCCUAUGGGUCCUCCAAAGUUGAUGGCAGCAGGGAUGAAUAUAUACAUGAACCAGCAGCAGCAACACCAACAGUUGCAACUACAGCAACAAUUACAGCAGCAACAACAAUUGCAGCAGCAGCAGCAACAACAACAAUUACAGCAGCAACAACAAUUACAGCAACAACAGCAAUUACAUCAGUUACAGCAGCAUCAAGAAACAAACUCAUCACUUCAGGCUGUUGUGUCUCCACCCCAGGUGGGAUCACCCUCAACCAUGGGAUUUUCACAAAUGAACCAACAAACCCAGCAGCAGCAGCAGCAGCAGGCCAGCCCCCAGCAAAUGAGCCAACGAACUCCAAUGAGUCCACAGCUAAGCACAGGUGCUAUUCAUGCCAUGAGUGCUGGGAACCCAGAGGGCUGUCCAGCCAGUCCACAAUUGAGCUCCCAAACCCUCGGUUCAGGUGGUAGCAUUGCAAAUUCUCCCAUGGAUCUUCCAGGUGUGAACAAAAGUAACUCUGUUAGCAAUGCACAGUAAACAUUUCAGGCUGUGGUCUUGUUUGUUAUCUUACCAUUCCUCACAGAGAAGGUUCAAUUGCCAUUGGAGAGAGUAAGAGAAAAUAAUGCAUUUUGAAAUUUAUAGGUUGGGUGAAUUUCUUAAAUAAUGCUACAGCUAUUAUGCCAAGAAAUAGCUGAUGUGGGGCAAGAGAUUCAUAAUUAACAACUCAUAUUAAUAAGUUGUUUUGAUGAAUAUUUUUGAAGUGUCACAUGAUAUUUGUCAGCCUGUUAAGAAGUAACAAGAAUUUAGAUUCAUCGUGGCUUGUACAGAUACUACAGAAGAAUAGUUUUAUGUAAAUUGCUACGAAUGGCUCGUCUUUAGCUAGUUUUUAUGGAAUUGAGAUUUUGGAUGGCAGGGGAGGGGAAUUGUGAAGCUAGUGUUGGAAUUGCUAUUUUGUAGUUGAUUUUAUUGUAAGUCCCUUGUAAAUUCUAAUCAAUUAGGAAGAAUACCCUCCCUGUAUACUUUAAUUAUUUAUUGUAUGAUACAUUGAUCGUAGUUGGUGAGGUUUUCUUAUUUUAAAGUAAUACUAUUGAAGUGACUCUUGGAUAUA
Molecule: messenger RNA, 4846 nt
Organism: Cannabis sativa
Lineage: Eukaryota; Viridiplantae; Streptophyta; Magnoliopsida; Rosales; Cannabaceae
Product: protein PHYTOCHROME-DEPENDENT LATE-FLOWERING
Exons: 12
Coding region: 310-4275 (1321 amino acids)
Biological process (GO): regulation of transcription by RNA polymerase II
Cellular component (GO): SAGA complex
Molecular function (GO): transcription coregulator activity
Source: RefSeq, a predicted model, not a curated record